UUUCCAAUAGAAGCUCGUACAAGUUCUUGUCUCGCUAGUCUGGGUUUGCAAUUAAGUCUAAAAUGUCAUCGACUACUGCCGUAAAGGUAGAUGGCAUCGAAUUUGAGCGCAGUGAUCUUUUGGGUUGCGGUGGCUUCGGUUCAGUGCAUCGUGGUAAAUUUAAAAGUCAAAGCGUAGCAGUAAAAAAAAUUAUGAAGAUAAAUGGCAAAAAUAAGGUAGUUGACAACGAGUUAAAAAUUCUGCAGCAGUUAAAUCAUCCCAAUAUUGUUAAGUUCGUCCACUACGCAAGCGAUGCCGACUUCUAUGACUUUGCCUUGGAACUGUGCGACGCGUCAUUAGAUACGGUAUUCCUAAAUGAGGACGAUCCUCGGAAAUAUAAAGGACCUGCAUUACCAAAUAAUUUCGAGGUUUUCUCUCAAAUAGCCACUGGUCUCAAACACAUUCAUUCUGAGAACCUAAUCCACCGGGACAUUAAACCGGAAAACAUUCUCAUUUCUGUGAAACAAACUAAACAAGGGAAUGACAUAACGAUCAAGUUGGCUGAUUUUGGAUUGUCACGAAAAGUGAGUGACCAACGAACAUUCACAAUGAGUGAACUCAGAGGGACUCUAGUUUGGUUUUCUCCCGAAGAGAUGGAAAUCAUGGGCAGAGACGUAAGCAUUGAAAAAACUAAAGGCUCACACAAAAGCGACGUUUACGCAGAGGGCCUCUUAUUCGGUUAUAUCCUCUUGAAAGGAAGACAUAUCUACGGUGAAAAUCAAUAUGAUAUUGUGGUGAACAUGAAGCAGAAAAAUUUAGCCAAUAUGAGUGAAAUUCACCAGACACAUUUAGCACGUAACUUAAUAGAACAAAUGCUGAACAACACACCUGAUACUAGAAUUAUAUCUGAAGAAGUUGUUAAUCAGCUUGAAGCCAUAAAUAUCAAACUUAGCGAAAAGGAAAAAAAGCUUCAUCAGCUGUCUACAUGUCCCACAACAGAUUGUAGGAAUAAAAUCGAAUCUUUAAUGCAACUCGGUGUCGACUUAAACGCAAAGGAUGACGAUGGAUGGAAUGCGCUUCAUCUUUUGUGUUCUAACGAUUCAAGCCCACAUUUAAUCCAUGCGAUUCAACUCUUCAUCGAACUCGGCAUCGACAAGGGCGCAAAGAUCAACGAUGGAUCGAAUGCGCUUCAUCUUUUGUGUUCUAACAAUUCAAGCCCACAUUUAAUCGAUGCGAUUAAACUCUUGAUUGAACUCGGCAUCGACAAAAAUGCAAAAACAAACUAUGGAUCGAAUGCGCUUCAUCUUUUGUGUUCUAACAAUUCAGGCCCACAUUUCAUCGAUGCGAUUAAACUCUUGAUCAAAUUCGGCAUCGACAAAAACGCAAAAACCAACGAUGGAUGGAAUGCGCUUCAUCUUUCGUGUGAAUACAGUUCAAGCCCACACAUAAUCGAUGCGAUUAAACUUUUGAUUGAGCUCGGUAUUGACAAAAACGCAAAAACCUUCUUUGGAUGGAAUGCAUACGAUCUGAGUCGGCGCAAUAAAAAUCUUACAAACUACAACCUGUACGAAAUCUUUAAAAUCGGAUGAGGUGAAUUUUCGUAGAUAUUAUUUAUGGUAUUUACAUGGAUGUCAAGGUUGUUUGGAAAGUCACAAAACGCGCUACGUUGCAAUAAAUGAUAUUCUCGGCAAAAUAUAGCUAACUACAUAAAUUGAUCAAUCGCAAAGAGUAUUCAUUUCGAACUGUAAUGUC
This is a messenger RNA of Daphnia carinata, 1731 nucleotides long. RefSeq names its product serine/threonine-protein kinase/endoribonuclease IRE1-like. The transcript is spliced from 4 exons. Gene Ontology annotation, molecular function: protein serine/threonine kinase activity; ATP binding; RNA endonuclease activity. Bases 63 to 1568 code for a protein of 501 amino acids. The record is from RefSeq and is a predicted model, not a curated record. Gene Ontology annotation, cellular component: IRE1-TRAF2-ASK1 complex. Lineage: Eukaryota; Metazoa; Arthropoda; Branchiopoda; Diplostraca; Daphniidae. Gene Ontology annotation, biological process: protein phosphorylation; IRE1-mediated unfolded protein response; intrinsic apoptotic signaling pathway in response to endoplasmic reticulum stress.